CUGCUUUCCACUUUUUGUUUUUGUAGGAGAAUUUACUCAUAGACCUAUUCAUCCGGGAGAAAAAGUCAAGAAAGAAACCAAACUGAGUUUUUAAAGAUUCUACUUAAAGAAUCAUAUACGACAAGACACGCAACGUCCAAGUAUAUGCAAGAAUGGGUACACCAGCUGUUGCUGACAUUCUCUCCAAGACAUCGACAGAACAAGAAAACUUUUAUCGUUUGUCUCGUCUGCUGAUAGUUGGAGGAACAACAGUCCUUAGAGAUCUCYUYGACGUCAUACACCCGCCGUCAAUUCUAUCAUCCAUUCUAGCAAAUCCUGCUGUCAAAAAAGUCAUCGAAAAGAAAGCUAAUGGACAACAAAAACUCCGCCUUUACCCUYCUCACGGAAAGUGCGUGAAAUCAGARGAUUUUGAUAUUUCAUUAAUCACGYUGCUUCUUCAAAAUGUGUGUAGCCUCAAACCACCUCUGGACGGAUGGAAUAAAAUGCCUGGAGACUCCAAUCAAUCAGUAUCUGACGACAUUGUAAGAAUACGAAUGCUGCGAAAUCAGGUGUAUGGUCAUAUCACUGAUAUGGAGAUCUCAGAUGUUGAGUUUUCUGAUCGUUGGUCCAAACUUUCAGAUGCACUGAUUAGGAUUGAAAGCAACUUUGGCGAGAACAAGAAAAGAGAAUGGACAGAUGCGACGAAAAAUCUUUUGACAAGUCCUUUAAGCGAGACAGACAGACAGAAUGUCGAAGAACUGAMACGAUGGUACGCCAAUGACCUAGAAUUAAGGGAGAGGCUUUCACAAGUGGAGCUAGGAGUAAAUGACGUCAAAAAAGCGAUAGGUGAGCUCAAAUCGCUUUAUACGGAAGUCAAAACAAAAACAUGCUUAAAACCCCACCACAAAGACAAGCCUUUGARCUAUUUCUGCCACGACUGCCAAGARAGAAGUUGUGAGUUGUGUGCUAGCGUGAAGCACCGUGCCCAUAAAGUUUAUGCCUCAGACACUGAUCCUGAAUUGGCGAAAAUAAGAAAAGAUAUUAACGACGAAAUCCUCAAKGCUGAGAAUAAGAUAGCAAGUGGAGACGACGAAAUUCAGUCGUUCUCUCAAAAAGUCCAUGAUGCGAGAGCCCGUUURGAGAUCAUUGAAAAUAUGGUUCAUAGUUUUGCUGAAAAAUGUGUGAACGAAAUUCGACAUCAAGAAMAGGAGCUGGUGAAAGCAAUAGAAAGAAUCUGUUUUCAGUCUUCUCUUGAAGUUGAAGAAAUAAAGUCAAAGAUUAUAAAACAACAAUCUGAAAUUCAAAAAGCUAUUGAUUGCGCGCGUGUUUUACUGGAAAAAGGUGAUUCCCACGCGAUUUGUCAAGAAGCUAGCACGAUCAAAGGGACCUUACAAGAGCAGUCAAGGUUUGAGUUGGUWUUUAGACCCCUGGCUUGCGAGAGGAAAACGUUUGCACCUAAUACCUCUUUUUUUGAUGAUCUUUAUUCCCAUGGUAUUGGACGUAUAUCUGCAGUUGACCCCCUUAAAUGCUCUGCCAGAGGUGCUGGAAUUGACUCAACUGCAACAUUGCAUCAAGGUCUAGAAAGUGAAUUCACAAUAACAAUGCGCAACGGAAGAAAUGAAGUGAUUCACGCACCGUCUGAAAGACUGUCAGUCAUCGUGAAUUACAAACUACNGAAGAAGAUCACGCAUGGUGUCUUCACCCAAGACGUCUCCGAAUAUAUCCGGGACAAUCGUAAUGGGACGUACACAGUGUGCUAUAGCCCUUUGAAGACUGGAGCUGCCUUUGUGUCGGUAAAAGUUGGAUGUGAACAUAUCACAGGGAGCCCAUUUGAAGUACAAAUCAAGGAACGCAGGUACGAGGCACAGUGUUUAAUAGGAAAGAAAGGAAAAGGACAUGGAAAUUUCGAUGGUCCAUGGGGUGCUGCUGAAAACAGCAAAGGUGACAUCUACAUAACUGAUCGAGACAACAAUCGCGUCCAAGUCUUUGACAAGCAUAAAACCUGGAAACUAACUUUUGGCGAAUUUGGAUCUGACGAUGGUCAACUGAUACAGCCAAGAGGCAUUGCCGUUGAUCGUCACGAUGACGUCAUUGUUGUUGACAACGGUAACAACCGAGUCCAAAUCUUCGACAAAGAUGGCAGAUUCAAAAUGAAGUUUGGAGGGCCUGGUAUAGAGGCCGGACGUUUUCAAAAUCCAUACUCGGUGGCGAUAGAUGACGAUGAAAACCUAGUCGUCAGCGAUGUCGAUAACCAAAGAGUACAGAUAUUUAAUCGAUGCGGUGAAUACGUGAGGUCCUUUGGACAGGGCAAUAUAAAGAAGUCUUGUUAUUGUAUUUAUCACGAGGGGCAGUAUAUCGUCUCCGAUUCUGAAAGUUACUGCGUUAAAUUCUUUGAUAAAACUGGACAAUUUCUACACAGUAUUGGUAAACAAGGAAUGAGAAACGGAGAGUUCGACAAGUGGAUUCGUGGACUCGCCAUUGAUAAAAUUGGUAAUUUGCUGGUGUGCGAUUCUUAUGCUGAUCGAAUUCAAGUUUUCCGUCCUGCUGGCACGUCCUUUGAAUACGAUUCCAAGUUUGGAAAAGAAGGAGGAAAACUGGGAGCGUUUAGACAACCAACGACCGUAACCGUACUUCGAAAUGGCCGGUUUGUUGUUUGUGAAUUCUAUAACAGCCGGGUUCAAAUUUUUUGACAGACAAUGCAGCGAUAGCCGCGCAUUUGACUCUACAAUCUUGAAAUAAUAGGUGAACAAUUCACAUUCACGAUCAAGUUCCCUUCCCGUUUUUAUCAUUUUAUCGUUCCUUUUAUCAUUUUUUUAUCAUUCCCUUCCCGUUUUUAUCUACAUUGAGGACUUCUAUGAAUAUCUCGACACAACGAGGGGCGUCUUUGGAUUCCCUGAUAUAAUACAUACUUUUUUGUGAUCUAUUAGAAUAUAUAUAUCUUUAAACUCAACGUGUCCUGAAAUAGUUGUAUAUAAGAGUGGUGUUAUCGUUUGGGUGUUAACCAACAAAAAUAUUUUCAUAUUCUGUAAGUUAAAAUUUCACUAUGGGUGAGUGGGCGCAUCCUCUUUCCAACAGACUGAUGUUUAGAAUUUUUUUAUAAAACUAAGAAUGUGAUUCUUUCACUUCUGGAAAUCCUAAAAUAACCGUCUUCAUUUGGUAUAUUGAUUUUUACUUUUCGUCUGGUAUAUCAAAAAGAUCAAAAUUCAAGUAAAAUUAACUAAAAGCUAGCCUAUACACCAUUUUAAUAAGUCCCGAGGUAUUACUUUCUCCGCACUUG
Molecule: messenger RNA, 3256 nt
Organism: Exaiptasia diaphana
Lineage: Eukaryota; Metazoa; Cnidaria; Anthozoa; Actiniaria; Aiptasiidae
Product: E3 ubiquitin-protein ligase TRIM71
Exons: 4
Coding region: 153-2669 (838 amino acids)
Biological process (GO): protein polyubiquitination; proteasome-mediated ubiquitin-dependent protein catabolic process
Molecular function (GO): protein binding; ubiquitin protein ligase activity; zinc ion binding
Source: RefSeq, a predicted model, not a curated record